Chara braunii is the source of this 1599-nucleotide messenger RNA. NCBI's taxonomy places the organism in Eukaryota, Viridiplantae, Streptophyta, Charophyceae, Charales, Characeae. The record is from the annotation of a GenBank genome assembly.
CCGACAUAGGGAUUGUACUAUUGUUGUGUGACUUCGGUUGUGCCAUGACUUUCGUUGGCAAUUCUAAUGUGCAAGGUGUUCGCACUUGCUAUAACUGCGGUCAACCUGGACAUAUCUCAAGAUAUUGUCCGUUGCCUGAUCGUCGUCUUAACGAGUCGCAGGUGUCUACUAAUAAUGCUAUCGUCCCGGCUCAACCCCUGCCAACUCUCCCGCCUGCUGCAAACGUCGGCACGACUGUUCAAGUUCCGUAUUAUUCUGGUCAGUGUAACGACGGUGGUAGUGGACUUGGUCGUAGAGUGAGUACUUUGGAAGAAAUCGUUAGCAAGAUAAACGGUAAGCAUGAGGCUGAGAAAGUGAAGAAAAGGGCUCGGUGUGAAGAGGAAGAACGGAAGAAACGUGACGCUGAAGAAGAAGAGCGACGUGUGAGGGAUCGAAGGGAGCGAGAAGAGCUUCAUAAGGAGCUACAUAAGGAGAUGGCUGGGAAGUUGGACAAGGUGUGUGAAGCAGUUAAUGGUAAGAAGGUCAGUGAUAAUGAGGAAAUUGCGAAGAUAAGGGCUCAAGUUGAAUCUCUCGUCCGUCAGCAGAAUGGAUCGGAGAAGACGAAGGAUAAAUCUCAAGAGGAGAUUGCGCGUCUUAAGGCAGAAGUUGAACAUCUCCGUCAUGGCCAUCAUGGCGCUAGUACGUCCGCUACAAUCUCCAAGCCGAACAAUGAAGCUGAGGAGUUGUCUCGACUUCGGCUUGAGGAGGCCAAAGCGAAGGCUGCUAGUGAACGGAGGUUUGCCUCUCUUGAAGAAAUUAUUGUUGCGUUACAAAGGCAGUGCGAAGCUGCUGAGGCGAACGCAGAGGUUUGGAGGUCGGAAGCACUCCGGCUGGGGAACAAGCGGGGGAGUGUCGCUAUCGGUGUCACUCCUGCCUCCGAUGCAAGGGUGAGAGCAAGGGUGGCUUCUUCUGGUACCGGGCGGGUGAACUUGGAGUUGAAAGGAAUAGCAGAGCGACAUCGGUUGGAAGUAGAGCGCCUUAAGGAGAUGCGACUUCGUGAGUUGAAUGCCUGGAAAGAAUCUGAAGAAGAGGUUGAAAGGUUGAAGGAGGCGAUGGCGAAACUGGGAACUGGGGUCAAAACAAGGGGAACCAAUCUUAAGUCAAAAUUGGAUGAUGUUGCUGGCGUGUCGGCAAGGAAGGAGUCAGUACGGGUUACGGAGGAAGCUAAUGUUGUCUUGGCUAAGAAGAUUCAGAACAAGACAGUGGACAGCCCAGCGAGUUGGGUCAACAACAAAGAUGUUUUUUUGCGUGAUGCUCGAAAGGACUUACGAAAGAGAAACAAGGAAGAGAUUUUAUCUAUUUGUGAUAGGGAGGGAAUCCCCUAUUCCACCUUGGAACCUACCAAGGAAGCAAUCGCGCAGCAGCGCACUUCUCGUGCUUUUGACAACGACGAUCGGGGCAAAGGUAAGGCAGAUUCGAUAGUCGAGGUGAGUGAGGAUGUGGAGGGUAGCUGUUACAUACUCGUGAGAAUAUCAACGAGUAUGGGGCAGAACCAAAGAUCAACCAAUAUAGGAUGAGCAUGUAUGCAGCGAAAGUCUGAUAACGGACUGACUCACAUAG